Molecule: messenger RNA, 2911 nt
Organism: Periconia digitata
Lineage: Eukaryota; Fungi; Ascomycota; Dothideomycetes; Pleosporales; Periconiaceae
Source: the annotation of a GenBank genome assembly
ACCUGUUGUUAUCCUGCACUCGUGCCUAAACGGAUAAAAUAUAGAGCCAUGCCUGCUUCCGCGCAACUUUUCCCCUCCCCCCUUCCCUCGCCUUGACCUCGUUCUCUUUGAUUUUAACUUUGUUCUAGAAUCAGGAAAUAAGUUACGUCUAUGAUGCUGGGAGUCGCGUAAAUCGUCGGGAUCAAUCCCGAUGUAGUGAGCGAGAGUUGGUUCAUGUGCAUAACAUCGAUCCACACCCCUGUAGAAACGAUCCUUGUCUCGACUCAUGGGAUAUCAGCCUAUUGGCUUUUUCUGUUCCUCUAGAGACGGGAUAGAAAAAGGCUUAUUCGAAAUAUCCAAGAGAUCAACUUGUAUCCUUGUACAUUUCAUCAUCCCAGUCUCCGGGGCACAUUGGACUGCGCUCUGGAAUCCGGAAAAGGGACGGAGAAGGGGGGAGAGCUACCGGGUCAAUGGAAACGAUUUUGGAUGGUGGCGAUUCCGGACGAGUCUCUUUUUUUCAUAUAUUAUAUCGGAGAGUAGUUUUCGGAGUGGGAGGACCCAGUUCCCCGGCUCGUUUGACUCUGUAUACUGGAUUUUUGUUCGAGAGCGAGGGCAGUUUUCACGAUUGGCAAUUCAGGGUUGAAAAGAGGAAUUGGGAUUCCCACGACAUACAUACACGCACGCACGCAUACUUCUACGUGUCAGCGAGGCUCGUUGAAGAUUUGUUCGGUGAAGGAAUUGGAACGAGGCUGUUUGGAUCGCUAAUUGGGUUCUGGGACUACGCUGUCUAAGACUCCAAGACACUUUCACAAUGGCGUAUCUAGUGGUCGCUACUCUUCUUGCGCUGCACAGUGCCACUGCGCAAAGGACCUCUCUACCCGCCCCGCGAGCCAACCUCACCGUCACCAACGCAAAGACAUCACUAACGCUCCUCUACCAAAACAAUCUAAACGCUUCGGAUGAGAACAAUCAUGUGGGAGCGCUUUUGCUGGAUGCUGUCCCUGAAUACAGCGCUGCUGCAUCUGCAUGUGCGGCGUUGAACGAGCAGCUCCUGUCACGAGAAACACUGGCGGAAUAUGAGCAGGAUAUCGCCUACCAGCUGGCAUAUCAAGGAUACGCUGGAUACUUUGGCGUUGAAGACGGGUUCUACGUGGAUGGUGGAGUGUUCACUGUGGGUGGAGGGAACGCAUCUUCUUCUUCAUCGUCAUCGACGGCAUUGCCAGUGCUAUGUACGCAAUCGGCGAACAAUGGCUCGUCGAGCGCUCCUCCUGCCAAUGGAAGCUAUGUCACUCUAGAAGCAGCCGAUAACACGUUCGUUGGAUACCGCAACAAGAAGUCCUUCCGUUUCUUAGGGAUCCCAUAUGCGGACACGCCCUCGCGGUGGAAAUAUGCUUCGCUUUACUCGGGCACGGGCGAGACUCUCCAGGCUUCUUCUUAUGGAGCGCAAUGCGCGCAGGGAAGCUCUGGGAGCGAAGACUGUCUCUUCCUCAACGUUCAGACUCCGUAUAUCCCCAAAGCUGGGUCGCGCGAGAACCUCCGACCAGUCAUGUUCUGGAUCCAUGGAGGCGGCUUCACUGGCGGCACAGGCGCGGAUCCAGUAUCGGAUGGUGGAGACCUCGCGAGCAAAGAGGAUCUUGUUGUGGUUUCUAUCAACUACCGUCUCUCUACCCUUGGGUUCUUGGCUAUCCCCGGGACUGAUAUAAAGGGGAACUAUGGCAUUGCUGAUCAGAUUGUGGCGCUCGACUGGGUAGUUGCUAACAUUGCAGCAUUCGGAGGUGAUCCGGAGAGGAUUACAAUCGCUGGAGAGUCGGCGGGUGCUGGGAGUGUGAGGGCUUUGCUUGGAUCGCCUCGAGCGGCGGGGAAGUUCCAGGGGGCUAUCGCGCUGUCGAAUCUAGGAGGCGGAGUGACGCUGGGUCUCGAUGGCGACUAUGGGACUACCUAUAGCUCCUACUACACCAUCAACCAAUCCUAUACAGCAGCAGGCCCCCAAAUUUUCACGGCAGCAAACUGCACAAGCUCCACCCUCACCACGCAAAUCGCCUGCCUCGAAAAGCUCCCCGCCCUCCAACUCGUCUCGCUCCCCACAGUCGCCCGCUACGUAGUCCAAGACGGCACCUACGUAAACACGCCCAACCUCAUCCUCACCGCAUCACCGUCGACAAACUCGACUAACUCGACAACCGCCCACGUCCCCGUCAUCUUCGGCACCACAGCAAACGACGGGGCGUCUUUCUCCAAUUUCCCACCAGCAAACAUCACCACACAUGCCGAGGGCCUCCAACACGCCCUCUCCAUCAACGCAACAUGGGCCGCAAACAUCAUCGCCUCAACCCUCUUCCCUUUCUCAAACUCGUCGCACAACCUCACCCUCGACUCCUUCAACGUAAGCCAGCGCAUCGCCACGGACAAAACGUUCCGCUGCGUCGACCAAGCCACCGUCUACGCCGGCUCCUUCUCUUCCGCCCCUGUCUUCCCCGCUGCGUAUUACUACGAGUUUACACGCACGACCGGCGGGUACGAUCCCAACCAUCUCGGUGGACCCGCGGACAACGACCCAAAUAACCCCUAUUUCCGCCUCCACGGUGCGGAUCUACCGUGGGUUUUUGGAACGCUGGGGAAGGCGCAGAUGAGGGAUGAAGAGGACCUUUGGAGCGUGCAGCUUGUUAGUAGUUUGUUUGCGAGUUUUGUUAGAGCUGGGGAUCCGAAUCCUGGGGAGCGGGAGUUGAGGGUUAGAGGGUAUGAGAGGGUUUUGGAGGGGGUGAGGAGGGCGGGGAGGUGGAGGGGUGUUGGGGAGAGUGGAGAAGAGGAGGAGGAGGAAGGACAUGUGGUUAGGUUGUUGGAUUGGCCUGGGGGGAGUAGGGGGUGGGUUGAUGUGGAGCAGUGUGAGUGGUUGGGGUAUGGGUUGAGGUAUUAUUUGGAUGGGGGGGCUUGA